This is a messenger RNA of Esox lucius (northern pike), 648 nucleotides long. RefSeq names its product triple QxxK/R motif containing (gene triqk). Bases 242 to 496 code for a protein of 84 amino acids. Gene Ontology annotation, cellular component: endoplasmic reticulum membrane. The transcript is spliced from 5 exons. Lineage: Eukaryota; Metazoa; Chordata; Actinopteri; Esociformes; Esocidae. The record is from RefSeq and is a predicted model, not a curated record.
UAAAAACCAGGAAACGAUAUUUGGGGAAUUGAUGUGUUGGCAUUUUAGGGAAUAUUUGGUGCAAAGUACAGAAAACCGCCUAUUAUCAAUUUUGCGUGUUUAUAGACUGGAGUCUGGAAGCCAGAGAAUGCUGAAACACCAAGAAUAAGCAACAACGUUUUGUAGAACUUUGUAGGCCAGCUAUUGAUCUGAGAUUCUACAGGGUGGAGUUUGAGAGAGUGAGUGAGUGAGUGACGAGAGGAUGGGGAGGAAAGACGCAUCUGCUGUUGUGGCCCCGGUCGAUCAGUAUCGUAAACAGAUCGGUAAGCAGGACUACAAGAAGACUAAGUCAGCCCUGAAACUGGAAAGAUUGAAGGCUGAGGCAAAGAAAAGUGCUCCAGGCAUCCGAGAUGCGUUCCUGGUGGUUGUGGCCAUCCUGGUGUUUGUGCUCUGUGUCUAUGCCUUCUUCUACCUCAACCUGACCACAGAGCUGGACCUGGAUGUGGACCUGGACUGAAGGAGAAGCCCCACGGACGAGGGACCGACCCAAACUGAAGAAAAUGCUUGCUUCAUUCUUCCAUUGCACAUAGUUGCUACUAGUGAUGGCCAAACAAAGGCUUCAUUAGUGUUAUUUUAGCAGCAGGAUAUUAUGCUGACAGCACUCAGAUU